Molecule: messenger RNA, 1605 nt
Organism: Ziziphus jujuba (common jujube)
Lineage: Eukaryota; Viridiplantae; Streptophyta; Magnoliopsida; Rosales; Rhamnaceae
Product: ribokinase
Exons: 4
Coding region: 5-1309 (434 amino acids)
Biological process (GO): D-ribose metabolic process
Molecular function (GO): ribokinase activity
Source: RefSeq, a predicted model, not a curated record
GGCCAUGGUCAAGUUGCGGUGGAAAAAAAAAAAAAAAAAAAAUUGCGACUCGAAGGUGUUCUUCUUACGCUACUUCGUAGAACGCAUCGAAAGGCUGCAACUUCGGAUUCGACAAAGUAAGACUCCUUUUCUUUUAGAUAAAGAUUUCUGUAGGGGUGAAAAGAGAGCAAUGAAAGGUAUAGCGUUUUCACAGUCAAACAGCUGCUACUACCCAAAAACCCAAACCAAUCCACCAAAGAAAACCAUUAGCAUAAUAAACCCAGUACUUCAAUUCAACAACAACAACGACCAAAACCCAUCGAAUGGAAGACACCCACUUCCUUGUUUUGCCAUAACUCAAUCCAGAACUUCAACCCCACCAACCCCAAUUUCAAGCACAACCCAACCUCUUGUAGUGGUUGGAUCAGCCAAUGCAGACAUCUAUGUGGAGAUUGAUAGGUUGCCCAAUGAAGGGGAGACCAUUUCAGCCAAAACAGGGCAGACCUUGGCUGGUGGGAAGGGUGCCAAUCAGGCUGUCUGUGGUGGUAAGCUUUCUUACCCAACUUACUUUGUGGGUCAGGUGGGGGAGGAUGCCCAUGGGAAGUUGAUCACUGAGGCUCUACAGAAUGGUAGGGUCCAUCUUGAUCAUUUGAGUACUGUGAGUGCUGUACCUACUGGGCAUGCUGUGGUGAUGCUCCAAUCUGAUGGGCAGAAUUCUAUUAUCAUUGUUGGUGGUGCCAACAUGUCUGGUUGGGCUGAGACUCUUCCUGAUGAGGAUUUGGAGGUUGUCAGGAAUGCUGGGAUUGUUUUGCUUCAGAGGGAGAUUCCAGAUUCUGUCAACAUUCAAGUUGCAAAGGCUGCCAGAAGUGCAGGUGUACCAGUCAUUUUGGAUGCUGGAGGAGUUGAUGCACCAAUCCCACAGGAACUUUUGAACUUUGUUGACAUUUUGAGCCCAAAUGAAUCUGAACUUGCUCGUUUGACAGGAAUGCCGACUGAAAGUUUUGAGCAAAUUAGUCAAGCUGUUGCAAAAUGCCAUGAAAUGGGUGUUAAGCAAAUCCUGGUGAAACUCGGAGCCAAAGGAUCUGCUUUAUUUGUAGAAGGGGAAGAACCAAUUAAACAGCCAAUCAUAUCUGUUGAGAAAGUCCUUGACACUACAGGAGCUGGUGACACUUUCACUGCAUCUUUUGCAGUGGCUCUUGUGGAGGGAAAGUCCAGAAAGGAAUGCCUGAGAUUUGCUGCUGCAGCGGCAUCCCUGUGUGUACAAGUGAAAGGAGCCAUUCCUAGCAUGCCCGACAGAAAAUCAGUUUUAAAUGUUCUUCAAUCUCUUUGAUUGUAAUUUUGUAUCCAAGGUAGGUGGUUGAUGUUCUGUACAUGGAUUUUUCGUCCACUUGAUUUUAGGCUAGAAGGGGUUAAAAAAAAAAAAAAAAAAAAAAUGUAAGGUGAACCUAAGAUGUCUCAGCAAGGUUGUAGACCUUUUGCCCCAGUGGUGUCUUCAGAAAACUUUUUUUUGUUAUUAUUUAUUAUUAUUCUCUUUUGUGAAAGAAUAAAUAAAUAAAUUGAAUGCACUAUUUUCUGAAUGUAGAUUGUUUUCUUCAAUAAUAUUGCCUGGCAGUACAUUUUGGACAA